Acanthaster planci (crown-of-thorns starfish) is the source of this 12644-nucleotide messenger RNA. RefSeq lists its product as uncharacterized. The record is from RefSeq and is a predicted model, not a curated record. Gene Ontology annotation, cellular component: Golgi apparatus. NCBI's taxonomy places the organism in Eukaryota, Metazoa, Echinodermata, Asteroidea, Valvatida, Acanthasteridae.
GCAGUACAGUCGAGUCUAAUCUAGUUGUACAGCGGGCCUACGUGGACUGGUUAACGUUAACAUUCAUGACAUUACUGGCAGGCCAUAGGCUAUGUAUUCUACCUCCAUGGUUGGCCUGGUUUAUAAAGAAAUUAACAAGCUGGUCCAGUUAUUUUCAGGAGGGACAUUGUGGUGUUAGCUACCGCUAGUAGAUCUUAACCCCUCAGUGAGGUGAAGACCCAACAAACGUUGCCAUCAUGUGGGGGCGACUAACCAACAUUGCACAGAAUGUGCAGGACAGACUGGACACUGUGGUAGAGAACGUCAACAAAUCCGUGCUGGAGGAGACAUCAGAAGGGGACACCUCGGUUGCCUCAGGAUCAGGAGAUGCCAGCUUCGCCUCUGCAGCUGACGCCAGUUUUGCUAGUUCCUCAGAUGUCCAAGACCAGCUGAACGAACAGGCCAAGCUGCUGAGCCAGCUGAAGGAUAUGAUACGACAGAAAGACAAGCAACUCCUGGAAAGCAAUGCCAAGUUUUCCAAGUUCAAACUGCAGGCAAAAGCGAAGAUCACAUCGCUAACUAACCAGAUCGGAGAACUCAAGAAAGGAGGAGCAGAUGCACAUGGACAAGAAGGAAGCUCAAGUGCCAAAACUGAUGGAGCUGAUGACCAAGCCACUCGCGGCAAACUCAUUGUCCUCAAGAAGAAGCUAGAGGAGAGUGAGAAGGCUCUCUCAGAGAACUCGGCACUCAUCAAGAAGCUGGAGCACUCAGUAAACGAGAAGCAGCUUGUCAUCAAUGCCCGAGAGAAGCAGCUGGCCGAAAAGGGGCAGAUGAUCACCGAGAUGGAGGACGGGGAGCGGAAGCUGCAGGCUGAGCUGCUGGAGAAGGAGAGAAUCAUCGAGAAGAGGGAGGCGGUGAUUGAGGCACUGAGGAGUGGCGGGGUGGGCAGGGAAACGGGCAGUGGGAAGACCGGAAAAGAUGAAGCUGACCAGGGUGCAUCUGAGAGCCGUCCGAGGUUAAAGGAAUUACAGGACCAACUAAAUGAAGAAUCGUCCAGGGCUAAGGAACUCUAUGCCCAGCUUGUCUACAAAGAUAAAAUGGUGAUGGAGCAGAACAGUAAAGCCUUAGAGCUUGAACAACGUGCCCAUGAACUGCAGGAGCAUGCUAAGGAUAAAGAUGAGGUCAUUCAGGGUCGGGACAAGGUCAUUCAGGUCUUACAAGCAGAGUGUCGGCAGAAGGAGCAAGCAAUCGCUGAUUUCAACAGAGUGCUUGACAACAUGCGUGAGAAGAUGGAAGGCACAGAUGAGAAGAUCAGCCAGCUGACUUCAGAGCUUGAGCAGCGGGAUGCCACUCUUGAGGUGGAACGGCAGCGCUCGGAAGCGGAGAAGCAAGAGCUGAUCCGCGGUCACCAAGAGAUGAUGGCGGAGGUGCGGGCCGUGGCCAAGCAGCGGCAAGGCCAGCUGGAGAUGUUACAGACGGAACACCGGCGGGAGGUGUCCCAGCUGGUGGGGAGUUCCAACGAUGCUGCCACCAAGGCCCUGGAGAGGAGAUGCCAAGAAGCCGAGGAGAUCCUUGCGGGGAAGGUUCGUGUCUUGGAGAUGCUGCAAGGCGAGAUCGGAGAGAAGGAGAAGCAGCUCCUGGAGCAGGGGACCACCAUCAGAUCCCUGACUGAGAAACUUCAGACUUAUCAGGAUCAGUUGCAAACCCUUCAAGAGGACUUUGCCUCCCAUGAAGAAGGUUGGAGGAGAGAGAAAAAAACCCUAGAAAAUCAAAUUGAAGACAUCCGGGAGAAACACGAGACCGAGUUAACAGAGAAGGCAAAUGCUGUGAUAACUUUGCGAACAAGUCUCCAGGAGUACGACACUGCAUACAACCAGGCAAGGACACAGUGUGUCGAGCUCACAGAGAACCACAACAAGAUGCACUCAGACCUGGAGCAGGCCCGGUCAGAACUGGCCCAGAGCAGGACAGAACUAGAACAAACCAGGACGGAACUGGAUCAAACCAGAUCGGGCCAGUUGGCGCAUGAAAAAGCAGAGAUGGAAGAGAGACAGGCUGAAACUGAGAGACUACAGCAGCAACUCAACAAGAAGGAUGAACAGAUCAGACAGAAUGAGGAGGAGAUGAAGGAGCUGAACAAGAAGGCAGAGGCCAGGUUCAUGAAAGUAAAAGCCCAAGCCAAAGCUAAGAUAAAGUCCCUCGAGGAAGAUCUUGAAGAACUUAAAAAGGCGGAUUCCAUGGCAGAGGAACUCAGUGACCUGAAACUCAAGAUUGCCGAGUUAGAGGAGGAGAAGGGAAACUUACAACUCAAGCAGAUGGACUUUGAGGAGAACACUGCUCAAAUUGUAACAUUGAAAGAAGCCUUGAGUAAUCUUGAAGCCAAAUGCAAGAAUGUCUGUGAGGAGAAAGACGAGCUUCGCAAGAUGAUUGAGACUCAGUCACAAGAACGGCUUGAAGUGGAGACCAAGGUGGAAGAACUGCAGUCUAAGCUAGACCAGAAUCAGCUAGAAUUUGACCACCAGCAACAGGACAAGAUGGAUGCUCUCUCGGCAGAGCUGUCCCAUCUCAGGGAGCGGCUCUGCGAAGCAGAGGACGCCCGCGACGCUGAGAUGAAGUCUAGGGUCAGUGUCGAGACCAAGCUUGUUGAGCUGAGCGAGUUUAAGAAAAGUGCCGAAAAACUCAUGGUGUCACAGGAAGAAAAGAUUACCUUGUUGAGUGAAACAAGGAAUGAUCUUGAGAAUGAGCUUGUAAGGUUGGAAGCACAGCGAGAUGAAUUGAAGGAGGAGAAAGUUGCCAUGGAAUUGAGGAUGGUACAGUUAGAAGAGGAAAAGGAUGGUUUUGAGCAGCAAGCACACAGCCUCCAAGACACCGUCCAGCAUCUUAAGGAGACCAUGCAGAGGGAGCAUCUUCCCUUGGCCGAGAUGGAGCGAGAGAGGGAGGCCUUCCAGGAGCAGGUCAGAGCUCUUGAGAGCAGCAAGGAGGAGGUACUGAGACAACUGGAGGGGGACAAGGUAGCAAGAAGCCAAACAGAAGCUGAGUUAGAUGCCUUGAAGGCAUCCAAAGCCGAGAUUGAGACUAAGUGCAGCCAGGUACAGCAGCAGCUUGAAGACGCCCAGGCUGAGCUGGAGGGGGUGACGGCUGAAAAUGAGAGGGUUGAACAGGUUCUGCAAGAUGAGACAAACCGCAUGCUGGAUUUGAUGAGCCAAAUUGACAGCCUUCACAAGGAAACAGAAACCCUUGGGAAUGAAAGAGACAACCUUUCACAAAGACUUUCUGACCUCCAAAACCAGUUUGACUACUUUUCAAAGGAAAAAGAUGAACUCCGGGCAAAAAUUCAAGAACUGGAAGCUGCCUUGGCCGAAACGUCGACGAGACUUCAGCAAAAGGAGGAUGAAGUAAAGACGUUCUGCGACAAGUUUGCAUCCAAGGAGACAGAUGUGGCCGAAACACAGGUCAAACUAGAGGAGGAGAGAGAGAGGUCCGCCAGACUUGUGGAAGAGAAAGGCAAGCUGGAGGCAGACCUAGAUUCCUCCAAGAUAAAUCUAACAGAACUAGAGAGAGAACUUGAAAGUCAGCACUUGAGGUUUACUGCUGAGAAAGGAGAAUUGGAGGCUACCCUUCACAGCAAAGAGGAGGAGCUGCUGGAGAUCACCAACUCUUGCCAGCAGAAGGAGAAGGAAAUAGCAAGGCAGUCACAGGCCAUGGAGGACAGCCUACAGGAACUGUCCUCUAUGCGGGAGCAAAUUACAGAGAGGGAUUACAGGAUUGGGACUUUGGAGAACUCGGUCAAUCAGGCUGAGCGGGAAGUAGAGGUCCUCCGAGAAGGGCAGUCAGCUGAGGGAAAGAAGACGGAGUCCAAGAUGGCUUCCCUUCUUGGCCAGAUCUCCGAACUGGAGUCUGAAAUAACAGAGAAUCAGAGGACAAUCACUGAACAGGACAACAGAUUCCAGGAUUUAAGUUCUCAGUUUGAACAAAAGUCCUCUGAGGCAGAAAAUGUGAUGAGGGAGCUGAAGGAUUCCAUCAAGAAGCUCUCCCGCCAGGUUGAAGAGAAAGAAGGCAAAGUGGAAUCCUUACAGGAACAGCUGAUGGCAUCCUUACAGCUUGUGCAGGACAAGGAGGCCUCCCACCAAGAGCUGAUGAGAACAGAGAAAGAAGCAUUUGCCACAAUGCAGACUGCUCUGGCUUCUGAAAUAAAUAACUUGAAGGAAUCCUUUGGAAGCUCAGAGGCUGAAAAACAUCAAGCAGUUGAGGAGGUAAAAAAGAAGUCUGCAUCUUGUGAAGAAUUACAAAAGAAAUUGGAUGCUGCUGUGAGGAACUUAGAAGAAAUAAAUGAUGCCUUAAACACAAAAGAGAAACAGGUAACAGAACUUCACAAGAUUCACGAAAAUCUUGAACACAGUCUUGAAGAAAGACAAAAGGUCUUGGACUUGGAGUCAACAUCCCGUCAAGAAAUGUUGACCUCAUUUGGGACGCAGCGAGAACAACUUGAGAAAGAGCUUCAGGAAAGAGGGCAGUUCAUCUCGUCAUUGGAGCAAAGUGUUGGAAAACUAACACAGGAUGCAGAGCAGCUGAAUCGACAGUGUAAUGAUCUCAAAGAUCAGCUUCAAAAUGCUGCUGAAGAAAUUCAGUCAAAGAAUGAAAGGGAAGGGAUUCUCAUGGCAGAAAUUGAGCAAUGCAGAAGGGACGCUCAGGAAUCUCUGGAGAUGCUUCAAACAAAAGAAAGGGCGUUGAUGAAGCAGCUUGACAUGCACAAAGAAGAAGCAGGCCUAACUACAAAAGAGAGGGACAGGUUGAAAGAGGAGCUGAGUGCAUCAAAUCUGGAAUUGGAAACACUGAAGGAAUCCCUUGGAACCCAGGUUAUGGCUGUGAAAGAAAGCCUGCAGAAAUCCUCUGCAGAAACCAAUGAAAAGCAAAGGGUAAUUCAAGAGCUUGAGGAAGAACUGGCCAGGAGAAGCAAAGAGUUUGAAGAGGAAAUUCUGCCACUGAAGGAGUGCCUGAAAAAAGCAGCAGUAAAGGAGCAGCAUGCCAGUGAAGAACUCUGUGUCAAGGCUGAGAUGAUUGAAGAUCUGACACAGAGACUCAUCAGUAACGAAGAGAGUUUUUCAGAGGAGAUUCAGCAUCUCAAAAAGACAGUUCAAGAUCUUUCUGCCAACUUGGAAAGAUCUGCCCUUGAAAUUGAGACCAAGAACAACCUGCUAGAAGACAUAAAGAUGCAGAUUGAAAAAGGGGAUAAGGAUAUGGUUGCAAGGACUACAGCUCUGAAAGAUAGCUUUGAGCAGUCUCAAGCUGAAACAGCCCAACUGAGAGAAGAGUUGCAAACUAAAGAACGUGAGUGGACCCAGUUGAAAGGGGACCUUAUGGAGAGAGAAGCUGUGAUGUCUGAAGAGAUUGCCACUUGGAAAGAGAAAUACGAAAAGAUUGUACAAGGCACAGGUGACUCCAUGAAAGAGAUGAAAGAUAACAAUGCACAACUGGUCAGUGAAAUUGCUUCGCUUCAGAAAAACCUGUCAGAAGUCUCAGAGAAGGCAUCCACCACAGAUGCGUCUUUGAAUAAAAGGGAAGAUGAACUCAGGAAUCUGAACCAAGAGUUUGAGCAAAAGAAAAGUGAAUAUGAGUCAAGGAUAUCAUCACUGAGGGAGAAAUGCAAGAAGGUACUCCAUGAGCGGAAUGAGUUAAAGAGCCUUCUCGCAAGCAAGACAGAGGAAAGUAAGACCCUUCAAGUGGAGCUUGAACAACAAGCCAAAGAGAUGUCGGACAUUGCCGACUCUCGGACGGAAUCCGAGCAAACCUCUUCCAACAAAAUCCUCCAGAUGGACAGGGAACUUGAGCAGAAAUGUCUCCUUGUUGAGACUCUGAAGAAACAGCUUCUUGAGAGAGACGAAGAGUUCAAUGCUGAAGUCAGCUCCCUCAACAAUAGCCUGUCAGAGUUGAGCGUACAGGUGCCAGACUUGGAAGCUGCCCUUGAGGCCAAAGAGACUCAGUUGAAGGACCUCCAGGAGCAACUCCAGGACAAGGAAGGCCGGCUGAGUGAUCUUAAUGAGAGCUUCUCGGAGCAGGAAUCAAAGCUGUCUGCAUUACAGGAGCAGCUCAUGCAAGAGCAGGAGAAAGUCACAGUGGAAAGGGUUCAGAUGACUGAAAGUGCACCAAUGUUCGACAGGCAGGCAGAGCUGGAGACCGAAAAUGCUAAGUUGAAAAUGGAAAUAGAGAGUGGCAAACUGCGAUACGGGAAGCUGCUGGUAAAAGCCAAGGAGAUUAAGGCAAAGUCAGAGCUGGCUACAAAGGAAAAAGAAAGGUUUGAGUCUGAAUGUGCUUCUCUUAAAAGCUCCAUUGAGCAGAGGGACCAACUGAUGCAGACCAUGAGUGGAGAUAGUGAGAGAGAAAAAUCACAGCUUGCGUCAUUAAGAAGAUUGUUAGAAGAAAGAGACCAACUGUUGACUGGAAAGAAUGAACAGCUGGAGAUCAUGGUUGAGGAAAACAACCGGCUUCAAAUGAAAUCAUCAUCACUCACAGAGCAACUCGAUCAGCAACUUGACAAAUUUAAUGUUGUGUCUACAGAGAGGGAAAGGUUAGUUUCAGAGUUGUUCUCAAUACGGCAGUCACUUGAGGAAAAGGAACAUCACCUAGCACAAGCAAAUCAAAUUAUUGAAGAGUUGAAAGCUGCCCAACGAGCUCUCGGCAGCAAGCAGAUGGAAAAUCUGAGCAAGAUGCAGAGCCUGCAAGAGAGCACUGUUCGUCUUGAAAGCCAACUGCAAGAGCAAGAAGCUUUGUUAGAAGAGGCUCGUCUGGAAAAUGAGUCAUGCAGAAAUGAAAAAGAAACAUUGACCUCUAGAUUGGUGUCAGUGGAAGAAAAACUCCAACAAUCACACGCUGAGAUAAAUAACCAAGAGGCUAUUAUCCAAACAAUGCAGUCUCAGAUGCAAGCAACUCAGGAGGAGAAUUCCAGGAUGUUGAAGGAGGAGCUACAGAAGAUUCAAGAAGAACUAGAAGGCGAAAAAGAGACAAACAGAGACUUGAUGAAACAGCUUAAGGACUCUGACAACGGUCAUCAACAGGAAAUCGAGCAUUUGUCAGAUAUCAAAAACAAAUUGGAAGCACAGCUGAUAAAUGCCAAGGUGCAUGAUGAGGAACUACAGAAAAUUCAAACAGAGCUGAAUGGCGAGAAGGAGAAAAAUGCAGCACUUGAAGAGCACUUUGCCAAAGCAGAGAAGGUCCACCAGCAAGAUCAGGCGGAUUUAUCCGCAACCAUUAAACAAUUAGAAUUGCAAGUGGAAGAUUCGGAGUCACGUCUGCAGUUGCUGACUGAAAAUGCCGAAAAGAUGACGCAGCUGAAGCGGCAGCUUGAGCAGUCGGUGACAGAAAGCAGGGGAUGCGAGGAAAGUCUGCAGUCUGAGCUGGACAGAACAAAGGAGAUGCUGGAAAGCUCACUGAAAGAGAGAGAGGACCUGGGACAGCAUUUGUGUGAAGUGGAAGACAAAGAACUCUGCUUAGCUUCCAAGCUGCAAGACGUAGGCCAGCAGCUGAUGCAGGCUACUGAAGAGAAGGAGCAUCUGCAGCAUCUCCUAGACCAAAGAGCUGAGGAUGACCAGCGACGGGAUUCUGAGGUUAAUGAGCUCUUGGCUAAAGUGGCUCAAAUGGAGUCAGACAAGGCAACACAGCAGGAAGCAUUUGAGGAGAGAAGUGGACAGUUGAAUGAAAUGGUGUUGUUACUGGAACAGAAGGACAAUAAGUUGUCGCAGUUGCUGAGAGAGAAGGAAUCAUUGCAGCAGUCGCAAACCAGGGAAGAUGAAAUUGCUUUGAAUGUAAAAAAGUUGAACGAGGAGCUGAUUGAAAUGAGAGAUAAAAACGAACACCUCCAAAGAAUUGUUGAUCAGUGUGAGAUGAAAGAGAGUGAAGCGAAUACCAGACAUGAAGAACUGUCACAGCAAUUAACUCUGGCAACUGAAGAACUUCAGAAGAUCAACAACAGGAAAGAUGCCAUCCAGAGGCAAAAUGAAAAACUCAAGGAGAGACUGACCAAGAUCAAUGAGGCCAGGAAGAAGUUGGGAAAGGAAGUUGAAGAGCUCAAGCAAGAAAAGCAAGAAAUGGACGGACUGGUGAAAAAGAAGUCCGAAACAGAGUCCCAGUUCCUGGCCAUGAAGCAGGAGUUUGAGCAUCUUAGACAGUCAAGUGAUCAGAGUGUCUCUGAGUCGGUGAAUUUGAAACAGGAACUGGAAGCCACUCGGGACAAGUGCCACCAGCUGAUUAUGGAUAACGAAUCUCUGAAAACAAAAGUUUCUGAGCUGGAUAGUGUCAGGACACAGGCUGCAACCAUGGAGGCCCAAAGGCAGACUCUUGCAGAUGAGAAUGUCAAGUUGUCCAAAUUGGUGCAGCAGCAGCAAGAUGGUAUUGAUCACCUGCAGUCCAAGAUGAAGCAGCUCAAGUCUGAUCUGGCUUCUGCCAACAGCCAGUGUAGCAGUUCACAGGAUGACUUUACAAAAGUGCAAACCAAGUUAAACAGAGAGAUUGAAACGUGCAGUUCCAAACUCCGCAGUGUGGAAGAAGAUCUGAGCAAGAAAACUGUAGGUCUUGAGAAGUUGGCAAAGGAGCUUGAACAUGAGAAGCUUGACAAGAGCAUCUUGAAAGCUGAGAAAGAGGAGGUGGAAGUGCUCUUGGACAAACUCGACCAAAAGAACUCUGUCUUGGCUGAGGAGCUUGCAGUUGCUAAGAAUCAGGCCAAGACAGCACAGGAUGAGGUCCAAGCCCUGAAAGUGCUGGAAUCAAGGCUAACAGCAUUAGAGUCACAGCAUAAGGAUUUGUUACAAGAGAACAAGGAUUUGAGGGCCCGGAAUGUUCAUCUCUCCCAAGAGAAUGAGGAGUUCGUAAGAGAACUCCAUGAGUACAGUGAUCAGAUGAAAGAUGCACGAUCCACCGCUGCUGAGCUAAAGACUGUGACCACUGAUCUUGAAAAUCUCAGGAGGCACCUUGGUGAACGGGAGCAUGUCAUCAUGCAACUACAAGUAGCAGGCACCGAGAAUGAGGAGAAGCUCACCCAGCAGAGCACAGCUUACAAAACUCUGGAGCAAGACAGAGAGGAACUAGGGGAGGAACUGGAGAAGCUCCAAGGGGAACUGGAGACCUUCAAAGUGGAGCGGGACCACUUGAGAGGGGACUGCACUCAGCUCCGGGUGGCAGUGGGGAGAUACAAGCAGGAGAGCGAGCAGCUCGGGGCGCAGCUGGGGGUAUUGCAGCAGCAGGUGCAACAGCUGAGCGCCGAUAACGAGGGCUUGAGGCUGAAAGCUCACCAGGAGGGAACAGUGGACCAGCAGCUGAGGCAUUGGCAGGAGGCUUUUGAGGGAGUGAGGGCAGAGCUUGGAACAGUGGAAGCAGAGAAGCUUCAGGCACUCCAGAGCCUUCACCAAAGAGAGAUGAGGUGUGAAGGUAUGACGAUGCAGAUCUCAGCGCUGAUCGAGGAACGCAACAAUUUGAGUAUCCAGCUGCACAACUCCGCCCGAGCAGCUAAGGAUCUGCAGAAAGAGCUGCGACUGGCCGAGUCGGAGAACAUCAAGCUGACCGAACAGUUGGAUGACAAGGAACGGACGUUUGUCACUCAUGCUGUGGACAUUGAGGAACCAAUCACAAGAGCUGAGACAUCCAGCCUUCAGCAGAGUGCACCAGUGGCACGGGAAACCCACCAAAAUGAACUCAUUGACAUCAGCAGAAGACUGGAAGAUACUGAGCAAGCGAGAGAAGCUAUGGCCAAUGAAUUUUCUGAACUAGAGGUUAAAACACCCACCUCAGAUGUCCAACUAACUCUUGAGGCCGCCUUGCAGAGGGAACGGGAACAACGUCUGCGAACGGAGGAAGCAUUGGUGCGCGCUCAGGAUCAGAUCCGGGUCUUUGAGAGCGGACCCCCAGAGAAACCUCAGCCCAUUGCAGCAAUGCAAGACACCCAAGUGCAGAUAGACGAGGCUGCAGAGAGUGAGCCAUUGCUCCAGCCGUACCAAACGGGACAUGUGCUUACUCGUCAAGCUGGAUCCUUUGUAUCGCAGAUUGUGAGCUGGCUACAAGGUCGAAGUAAGUACAUCAACCGCAUCAGAAGGUCUCAUCCCAGCCUCCGCGCAGUGAUGAUGGUCUAUGCUGUGGCCCUGCACCUGUUCAUUGCCUACCUGUUAUUUUCCUGUUAAUCAGAGCUGGCACCAGACUGUCCAAUCUCUAGGUAUUGUGUUAAAAUAUCGAAGCUCAAUGUAGAGGUGUAUAGACAAAUAUCGUAAAAAUAUAUGCAGAACUGAUAUGAGUUUUUUAUUCAGUGAACGUGUUGAAAAUGAAAUAUAAUGUUCAUGAUUAAAGGUGCAUUCACAUUCGUGCACAUGGCAAACCAAUGUGAUGUUAAGGAAUAUCUGAUCAGCGAAAAAAGGACGACAUGUUCAUCUUUUUUGGUUUGGGCAGCAUAAACUUUUGUUUGACGUCACAAACCUGUGUUUGCAUUUAUAUCGAUUGUGAACCGGCCUUAAAUGUCAAAUUGAAAUUUCAUUCUGAUCUAAGUAAACUUAUUCCUGUACAAAAUUGUAAAUAUGUUAAUGGUUUUAGAUGCUUCCAUUGUAAAUAUGUAAAGACAGAUUGGUUAGUUGAAAGAGUAAGUAUAAUGGUGCGUAAGACUAGAUUCCAAUUUCAGAAUGUUUUACCUUGAAUAAUUUAGCGUGGCUUUUUUACAAAUUAAGUAUUGUUUCAUCCUGGGUUUGUUUUGAAAUUAUGUCGGUAAUGGAAAAUUCUUUGCUUUAGUUACGUUACCCAACCCCCUAACUUGUUCCGUCCCCAUGUCCCACCCUGUCCCAGUUGAAAUCCCUCUCCAUCCCAACUCUGCUGGGUCUCACUUCCCACACCAUGCCCAACUUUCUCCCCAACCUGCGCCCACACCCCUGCAAACACCCUAUCCCAUAUCCCUUUUGUUUUCCAUUUCCAUCCUAAUCAUACUCCAUCCUACUUCCAAAUCCCAUGUAUGCUCUACUCUCCCUGCCCCAUCCAAUCAAUGCCCCGCCUCAUUCCCCACUGCCCCGCCUCAAUGCCCCACUGUACCCCUUAUGGAUUCUCAAACCCUUAUAGGCUCUCCCGUUUUUUUUUCUUACCAUCUGUGCAUCUGCAUCACCAGUUAUAUCAAGUAAGUACUGUUUUUAGCCAUUUAUCGUUUUUGAUUAAGUUUUAGAUAAGAGCACACUUCAUAUGAGUACGCAAUUAAGAGAGUACACACUGAAAUUUGAUCUGGAUCAUAUUCAUGCAGAUUCAGUUGAAUUUUAAUGGUUCAAUCAAUGACAUAAGCAGUUCAGAGAAAUCAUUUAUCAUGUGUUCCUGUAUUAAAAGAUGCCAAGGACUUCACUCUUAACAACCAUUGAGGUUAUGAAAUUAUUCAGUAUUUGCUUAGUACAAAGGAUGAUAUGAAUUUUUUAAAUUAAUAUAAUUGUCUGGGGUUGAAGGUAUUUUAUUUUUCGAUUUAAACCAGAAAAACUAUAAGGUAUGUAUUAUUCCUGUUAGUGCAUUCCCAUUUAAGAUCAUUACCUGCCGACAAAAAUCAUUGUAUAAUGGUAUGUUUUUUGUCUCCUGAAACUCCAUUUUAUACUACUUGGGAAGUACGUGUUAUGUCAUUUAAUGUUUUGUGAAGUUUAUAUUAUGCUUUGCGGUUUUGGGCAGGAUACUUUACCCUAAUAGUUGGCUUUUACUGCCCAGGAGUACAAAAUGGGCACAAGAGAUGGGCUGAUAUCCAGUCCAUGGGACAUAAGCGUUGUGUUUUAAUAGACGUACCAGGUCUGUGUCUUUGCUGGUUGAAAACAUUAAGACUUCUGGCAAUGGACCUAGUCAUAGUUCGGAAAGCUUGUUGCAGACAUGGUAAGCUUUCCUUUAUUUCAUGCCAAGAAGUACAGAGUUAAAAAAUCUGCCCUGAUGAGCCACAUUUGCUUUAGACAAACUUUGCUUUUUGGUUUUUUUUUUCAUUUUAUAAAAUAUUUCUGUUAGGCGAGCCACUUUUGGGAGGAGAAUGAAGAGGUUGUGACAUAUUUCAUGCAUUUCCAAACAGAAUGGAGAAACCAAGAAAGUAGGAAGAAAUUGGUACUGGCGGUCAAUGAUAAUCAAUAAAUUAUUUUGAAAAUUGGCACUCUAAAAGGUAUUAACUCUGAGUUGUGCAGAGAGGAUCAACUAGACACGACGUAUAUCAUUCACUCCACACGUCAGUGAUGGCUCUGUCUCUCCUGAAGUUAGUCAGGCAGUGUUAUUGCAAAGCCGUUAGGGGAGACCAGUAGACUGGAAUACGACACAAGGAACUGGUACAUUUUCAUACAUCUGUCAGUGUAAAAGUAAUUCAUUAUUGAUUUAUUGGGGGUCUUUUAUCCAGACCAGCUAUGCCAAGAUUUAGGUUCACAAAGCAGUUAAAAAUAAACUGUUGAGACAGUACUCCCCCGGACAGCGCUCUUUUUUGGUUGCAAUCAAGCCUACUGUUUCAGUCGUGCUGUGUUUGUUCUCACCCUCGUCUCCAUAGCCCUCUUUAUUUGGGGAUUAUUCUUCAAGUCUUAGUUGCUUUUAUGUCAUUCCUUUUCCCUUUAUAAAAUGUUUCCAUCUACAUAUACAAGUGAAGUGCAAUUUUAUUCACACAAAAAUCGUGAUUUUAUUAAAUGCUAAGCACAACUUAGCCGUAACAAUUU